Cylicocyclus nassatus is the source of this 360-nucleotide messenger RNA. Lineage: Eukaryota; Metazoa; Nematoda; Chromadorea; Rhabditida; Strongylidae. The record is from the annotation of a GenBank genome assembly.
AUGGGCGCUGUGUCAAAUAUCUUCUUCUCUUUUUUUCUGGCCCUCAACAUUGAAUGCGCCAACGGCCAGUACUUGGAAAAACCAUACCAACAGCAGCAGCCUUUCAAAAAAGGGGCUGCAUUCCCGGAUGAAGAGAUAUUGUCACAUCCGCUGCCGGAGCUGAACAUGGACGAUUUCCUCAGUGAUAGCGAAGACGACAGGCGGCCCAAGCGUCCUCGUUUUACCAAAAAAGAUGUGCUAAUAGAGCAAAUUUUUCUUUGUCAAAUGACCAACAAAAUCUUUCGCAAAUUGAUGCAAAAUAACUCCAGCGGCAAGUUAAACAUGGAAGAUUUCGUCCUGUCAAGCCAGCAGCCGGUCUAA